Molecule: messenger RNA, 1560 nt
Organism: Suillus subalutaceus
Lineage: Eukaryota; Fungi; Basidiomycota; Agaricomycetes; Boletales; Suillaceae
Exons: 7
Coding region: 1-1560 (519 amino acids)
Source: RefSeq, a predicted model, not a curated record
AUGGAUGUUUCUUCCACUUCCGAUGAUGAAAUAACCCUCUUGCGCACUUGGGCCCUGACUGUCACUCAUGUGGCAUGUGAUUAUACGGAACAGAAAUUCAAUGCAGAGAAGACAGGAGGAGACCCAGUUAUACCUUCUCCAAACCUAGACACUGAUCUGGUGAUGGCUUGUGAUCAAUUGGUUGAUCGGCUCAUAAAGGCAUAUAAAAAUCCCAUUCAGAUGCCGAUUGAUAUUGCAAGAUAUAGCAAAUUGAUCUCCCCAAAGGACACGGGGCGUAAUGAAGAGAGAGAGGAAAAGUUGCUUGAGAGGUGUCCUCCUGGCCAUGAGGGCACAAAGUUGAUCGACAUACCCGCGACAAUUCUUGAUGCAUCCGGUGCCAUCAUCGCAUGGUACCUCCCAGACGCCUUGACCGAUGCCACCCAGAAUGAAAUUUGGGCGGCCUCGGAUUUGCUAGCUCCCAUGCUCGAACAAAGCAUAAAGCUCGAUGGGAUUUGGCGGACUAAUCAACAGUGGUUCACACCAAGCUCGGAAAAUGAUGUCCUAACUCCCGGAUGCGUUAAUUUAUCUCCGGCAUGGUUUCAGCAGGGGCACGAGAAUCAGUCCGAUCCGGAGGUAUCUGCAUCAUUGAAGGGACCAUCCUCCGAGAACAUCCUCAAAGCCAUUGCGAGGCCAGCAGCCAUUGCCACAGCGGCACUCAGGGUGAUGCAUCCUGAGCAGUACUGGGCAGGGUUGCAAGCCUUUGCGAGCCUCGGAGAAAAGGCACGAAGCAAGGAACUGCCGAAGAUGUCAGAGACUCUCCAGUACUGGGCAACGGUGUUUAACAGCCUCACCGUCAUAUGCAAUCGGGAAACCCCGAAUCAUCGAGACCCCUCAUCGAUUUCCGAAUGCUUCGAUAUUCUCACUAGCGUGGGGAAUUAUUCUAAUGCUCGGAUGAGUAUGCCAAGCCUGCAGCUGGAGUUAAGUGGAAGGGGAUCGGAUUGCCUGGGCAUGGUAUAUGAGGGAUGCUGUUCAUGUUUAUGCUGGGAUUCCGUCGUGUGGAUGGGCAAGGUUGGAUUGGAAGAAGUAGAAAGAUGUCAGGCACUCCAUACUCAACAUUUGGGUUUCGGGUACUUGAUAGUCGGGACUCGAUAUUCGAGUAUAUUCCAUAGUGAUGUUGUACACAUUUCACCGACUACUGAGUACCGGGUUUCGGGUUUCGGUACACGGUACCCGGUACUUGAUAGUCGGGACUCGAUAUUCGAUUUCACCGACUACCGAGUACCGGGUUUGGGUUUCGGUACACGGUACCCGGUACUUGAUAGUCGGGACUCGAUAUUCGAUUUCACCGACUACCGAGUACCGGGUUUCGGGGUUCGGUACACGUGUCGAAUCUCGGGCUUCGGGCUUCGUGUUUCGGGUCUCGAUAAUAGGGACUCGAUACUCGAUGGUCGGCACUCACAUCUCGGGCUUCGGGAGUCGAUUGUCGGGACUCGGGUUUCAAGACUCGGUAGUCGGGACUCGAUAGUGCGGAUUCGGGUUUCAAGACUCGGUACCCGGUACUCGGGUUUCGGUACUCGGUGA